AACAGUUCACAGCACAUGCAUCGUAGGUAUACACCUUCAUUAUCAGCAUUCUCCCUAAGAACGGGUUCCCUGUAUUAUAGGAUGCUAGAGUAGAGAUGGUAGAUAUGGGAAAUCACAGCCUCUCUGUAUACAGAUGAUGUUUUACAGUAUAAGAUUCAUUUUAUGUUAUAUUUUGAUUGCCACGUGAUUCUAUAUGAUCUGCAGUAAAUUCCCUUUCAAAUAGAAGAUUGUGCAGAUAUAUUGAUUGAACCACAAUUUUUAAUGGAAAUAUGAAAAUUAACCACAAAGACGUCUGUGGAAAGACUGAAACAGCGGCAACGUGCGGCACAUUGGAUAGUCAGGAAGGGAAAACAGAACUUUUUAAGCUGGAAAAAAGGGAGAGAAAUCGAGCAGUGGCCUAUAAGAGCCGGCAGAAGCAGACACAGCGAGCUGACACUCUACACCAGGAGCUUGAGAAAUUAGAGAAGGACAACGCUGCCCUCUGCAAAGAGAUUCAGAAGCUGCAACAAGAGAAAAUCUACUGGACAAAAGUCUUACAGCGACAUGAGGACACCUGUAUUCUUCUGUCACCUGAUAUCAUUCUGGAGUUACUCAAGCCAGAGCCGUCAUUUUCUUCCAACAAUAAGGAGCAAUUUACUGACUUUUAAAUAUCAUGGAAGGAGACACAUUG
This is a messenger RNA of Bufo bufo (common toad), 670 nucleotides long. It is a transcript of the gene BATF2, whose product is annotated as basic leucine zipper ATF-like transcription factor 2. Gene Ontology annotation, molecular function: RNA polymerase II cis-regulatory region sequence-specific DNA binding; DNA-binding transcription factor activity, RNA polymerase II-specific. Gene Ontology annotation, cellular component: nucleus. The record is from RefSeq and is a predicted model, not a curated record. The coding region runs from base 270 to 647 and encodes 125 amino acids. The transcript is spliced from 3 exons. Gene Ontology annotation, biological process: regulation of transcription by RNA polymerase II. Lineage: Eukaryota; Metazoa; Chordata; Amphibia; Anura; Bufonidae.